AUGUUAAUAGCAGAGAAAACAAACAGGAUCUAUUUAACUAUAGACUUUAAAGCUUACGCUCUAUUAAAGAGCACUAUCUUUAACAAUAGGGGUGCAGUACACCUAGUUAAUAAUAUAAGCUACCUAGAAGAAAGUUUAUUUAGAUUAGUUAGAUAUAAGAUAGUUAAAGCAGGAACUUAA
Molecule: messenger RNA, 180 nt
Organism: Plenodomus lingam JN3
Lineage: Eukaryota; Fungi; Ascomycota; Dothideomycetes; Pleosporales; Leptosphaeriaceae
Source: RefSeq, a predicted model, not a curated record